Messenger RNA from Elephantulus edwardii (Cape elephant shrew), 6237 nucleotides. It is a transcript of the gene EP300, whose product is annotated as E1A binding protein p300. The record is from RefSeq and is a predicted model, not a curated record. Gene Ontology annotation, molecular function: transcription coactivator activity; zinc ion binding; histone acetyltransferase activity. Lineage: Eukaryota; Metazoa; Chordata; Mammalia; Macroscelidea; Macroscelididae. Bases 1 to 6237 code for a protein of 2078 amino acids. The transcript has 26 exons. Gene Ontology annotation, cellular component: transcription regulator complex; histone acetyltransferase complex. Gene Ontology annotation, biological process: positive regulation of transcription by RNA polymerase II.
AUGGCCGAGAAUGUCGUGGAACCGGGGCCGCCUUCAGCCAAGCGGCCUAAACUCUCGUCUCCGGCCCUCUCGGCGUCGGCCAGCGACGGCACAGAUUUUGGCUCUCUACUUGACUUGGAGCAUGACUUACCAGAUGAAUUAAUCAACUCCACAGAAUUGGGACUGACCAAUGGUGGUGAUAUUAGUCAGCUUCAGACAAGUCUUGGCAUGGUACAAGAUGCAGCCUCUAAACACAAACAGCUGUCAGAAUUGCUGCGGUCUGGUAGUUCCCCUAACCUCAAUAUGGGUGUUGGUGGCCCUGGCCAAGGUAUGGCCAGUCAGCCCCAACAGAACAGUCCUGGAUUGGGUUUGAUAAACAGUAUGGUCAAAAGCCCAAUGGCACAGGCAGGCUUGACUUCCCCCAGUAUGGGAAUGGGCACCAGUGGGCCAAAUCAAGGUCCCAUGCAAUCCACAGCAGGUAUGAUGAACAGCCCAGUAAAUCAGCCUGCCAUGGGAAUGAACACAGGGAUGAAUGCUGGCAUGAAUCCUGGAAUGUUGGCCACGGGCAAUGGACAGGGAAUGAUGCCUAAUCAAGUCAUGAACGGUUCAAUUGGAUCCGGCCGAGGACGACCUACUAUGCAGUACCAAAACCCAGGAAUGGGAAAUGCUGGCAACUUGCUGACUGAGCCACUGCAGCAGGGCUCUCCUCAGAUGGGAGGACAAGCAGGAUUAAGAGGCCCCCAGCCUCUGAAGAUGGGAAUGAUGAGCAAUCCUAAUCCUUACGGUUCACCUUACACUCAGAAUUCUGGACAGCAGAUUGGAGCCAGUGGCCUCGGUCUCCAGAUUCAGACAAAGCCUGUACUACCAAAUAACUUAUCUCCAUUUGCAAUGGACAAAAAGGCAGUUCCUGGUGGAGGAAUGCCCAACAUGGGCCAACAGCCAGCCCCACAGGUUCAGCAGCCAGGCUUGGUGGCUCCAGUAGCCCAGGGGAUGGCUUCUGGAGCGCACACGGCAGAUCCAGAGAAGCGCAAGCUCAUCCAGCAGCAGCUGGUUCUCCUUUUGCAUGCUCACAAGUGCCAGCGCCGGGAGCAGGCCAAUGGGGAAGUAAAGCAGUGCAACCUUCCCCACUGCCGUACAAUGAAGAAUGUCCUCAACCACAUGACACACUGCCAGUCGGGCAAGUCCUGCCAAGUGGCACAUUGUGCAUCUUCUAGACAAAUCAUUUCACACUGGAAGAACUGUACGAGGCAUGAUUGUCCUGUGUGUCUCCCUCUCAAAAAUGCUGGGGAUAAGAGACAUCAGCAGUCAAUUUUGACGGGAGCAGCUGUUGGAUUGGGAAAUACUGGUUCUCUUGGGGUGGGUCAGCAGUCUACUCCCAGCCUGAGCACUGUCAGUCAGAUUGAUCCCAGCUCUAUAGAACGAGCCUAUGCAGCCCUGGGACUCCCCUAUCAAGUAAACCAGGUGCCACCACAACCCCAGGUACAACCGAAGAGCCAGCAGAAUCAGCAGUCUGGGCAGUCUCCUCAAGGCAUGCGCACCAUGAGCAACAUGAGUGCUAGUCCAAUGGGAGUAAAUGGUGGUGUAGGAGUUCAGACGCCGAAUCUUCUUCCUGACUCUAUGUUGCAUUCAGCCAUAAAUUCUCAAAACUCAAUGAUGAAUGACAAUACCAGUGUGGCCUCUCUGGGUCCUAUGCCAACUGCAGCACAACCAUCCAGUACUGGAAUUCGGAAACCAUGGCAUGAAGAUAUUACUCAGGAUCUUCGAAAUCAUCUUGUUCACAAACUUGUUCAAGCCAUAUUUCCUACUCCGGAUCCUGCUGCUUUAAAAGACAGACGGAUGGAGAACCUCGUUGCAUAUGCCCGGAAAGUAGAAGGAGACAUGUAUGAGUCUGCAAAUUCUCGAGCAGAAUACUACCACCUCCUAGCUGAAAAGAUCUAUAAGAUCCAAAAAGAACUGGAAGAAAAACGCAGGACUAGACUACAGAAACAGAGCAUGAUGCCGAACGCUGCGGGCAUGGUACCAGUUUCUAUGAACCCAGGACCUAACAUGGGACAGCCGCAACCAGGAAUGACGUCCAAUGGUCCGUUGUCUGAUCCAGCUAUGAUCCGUGGCACUGUGCCAAACCAGAUGAUGCCCCGGAUAACUCCACAACCUGGUUUGAGUCAGUUUGGCCAGAUGAAUAUGGGCCAGCCUUCCAUUGGCCCCCGACAAACAUCUCCGCUUCAGCACCAUGGACAGUUGGGACAGCCUGGAACUCUCAACCCGCCUAUGGGAUAUGGACCUCGCAUGCAGCAGCCUUCCAGCCAGAACCAAUUCCUCCCGCCGACUACAUUCUCCACACAGGGAAUGAAUGUAUCAAAUAUGCCUUUGGGGCAAUCCAGCGGUCAAGCUCCAGUGUCCCAAGCACAAAUGUCCAGUUCUUCCUGCCCUGUGAACUCCCCAAUAAUGCCUCCAGGCUCUCAAGGGAGUCACAUUCAUUGCCCCUCUCUCCCUCAGCCACCACUGCAUCAGAAUUCACCCUCACCUGUACCGAGUCGGACCCCAACCCCCCAUCACACACCUCCAAGCAUAGGGGCCCCGCAGGCACCACCAGCAGCAAUACCAGCCCCUGUUCCUACUCCUCCAGCCAUGCAGCCUGGGCCACCGUCCCAGACUCUCCAUCCUCCUCCAAGGCAGACACCCACGCCACCAGCCACACAGCUUCCACCACAAGUGCAGCCUUCAAUUCCUGCUGCUCCACCCGCUGAGCCACCCCAGCAGCAGCCACUCUCACAGCAGAGUACGGCAGCCUCCGUUCCCACCCCAACGGCACCAUUGCUUCCUCCACAGCCUACAACUCCAUUAGACCGAAUUUUCAAGCCGGAAGAAUUACGACAGGCCCUGAUGCCAACCUUGGAGGCACUUUACCGGCAGGACCCAGAAUCCCUUCCUUUUCGUCAGCCUGUGGACCCUCAGCUCCUAGGAAUCCCUGAUUACUUUGAUAUUGUGAAGAGCCCCAUGGAUCUGUCUACCAUCAAGAGAAAGUUAGACACUGGACAGUACCAAGAGCCAUGGCAGUAUGUGGAUGACAUUUGGCUUAUGUUUAAUAACGCUUGGUUAUAUAAUCGGAAGACAUCGCGGGUGUAUAAAUACUGCUCCAAGCUUUCUGAGGUCUUUGAACAAGAAAUUGACCCAGUCAUGCAAAGCCUUGGAUAUUGUUGUGGCNUGCAGUUGGAGUUCUCUCCACAGACACUUUGUUGCUACGGUAAACAGUUGUGUACAAUCCCUCGAGAUGCCACUUACUACAGUUACCAGAACAGGUAUCAUUUCUGUGAGAAGUGUUUCAAUGAAAUCCAAGGGGAGAGCGUUUCUUUGGGGGAUGACCCUUCCCAGCCUCAAACUACAAUAAAUAAAGAACAAUUUUCCAAGAGAAAAAAUGACACACUGGAUCCUGAACUGUUUGUUGAAUGUACCGAAUGUGGGAGGAAGAUGCAUCAGAUUUGUGUCCUUCAUCAUGAGGUCAUCUGGCCGACUGGAUUUAUCUGUGAUGGCUGUUUAAAGAAAACUGGAAGAACUAGAAAAGAAAAUAAGUUUUCUGCCAAAAGGUUGCCAUCUACUAGGCUUGGCUCCUUCCUGGAGACUCGAGUGAAUGAAUUUCUGAAGAGACAGAAUCACCCUGAGUCUGGGGAAGUCACUGUUCGUGUAGUUCAUGCUUCUGAUAAAACUGUGGAAGUCAAACCAGGCAUGAAAGCAAGGUAUCUGUUUGGGAUGCGUGAUUCGGCAGAGAUGGGUCUGUCAGUUACUGUGUGUGGUUGUGAUCGUGUCCCGUCUCGGUUGGGCCAGCCUGCUCACUUGUCCCCUGUGGCGUCAGCUGAGAUGCUCCAGAGCCGAGUCAGGACAACAGGGUCUGUUUUGCAGGUCUUCUUUGUGAUCCGUCUCAUCGCUGGCCCUGCUGCUAACUCCCUCCCGCCCAUCGUGGACCCUGACCCCCUCAUCCCCUGUGACCUGAUGGAUGGUCGGGAUGCUUUCCUCACCCUCGCGAGGGACAAGCACCUGGAGUUCUCAUCCCUGCGGCGAGCCCAGUGGUCCACCAUGUGCAUGCUGGUGGAGCUGCACACCCAGAGCCAGGACCGCUUCGUCUACACCUGCAACGAGUGCAAGCACCACGUGGAGACGCGCUGGCACUGCACUGUCUGUGAGGACUAUGACUUGUGUAUCACCUGCUAUAACACUAAGAACCACAAUCACAAGAUGGAGAAACUUGGCCUUGGCUUAGAUGACGAGAGCAACAAUCAGCAGGCUGCAGCCACUCAGAGCCCUGGAGACUCUCGCCGCUUGAGCAUCCAGCGCUGCAUCCAGUCUCUGGUCCACGCCUGCCAGUGCCGCAACGCCAACUGCUCCCUGCCCUCUUGCCAGAAGAUGAAGCGUGUUGUGCAGCACACCAAGGGUUGCAAGCGGAAAACCAAUGGUGGGUGCCCCAUCUGCAAGCAGCUCAUCGCCCUCUGCUGCUACCACGCCAAGCACUGCCAGGAGAACAAGUGCCCUGUGCCCUUCUGCCUGAACAUCAAGCAGAAACUCCGACAGCAGCAGCUGCAGCACCGUCUCCAGCAGGCCCAGAUGCUUCGCAGGAGGAUGGCCAGCAUGCAGCGGACCGGUGUAGGGGGCCAGCAGCAGGGUUUGCCAUCCCCAACGCCUGCCACACCAACCACCCCGACUGGCCAGCAGCCAACCACCCCGCAGACCCCACAGCCCCAGCCACCAUCUCAGCCACAGCCCACUCCUCCCAACAGCAUGCCUCCCUACUUGCCUCGAACUCAAUCUGCUGGUCCUGUGUCUCAAGGCAAGGCGCCUGGCCAGGUGACCCCUCCGACCCCUCCUCAGACGGCUCAGCCCCCCCUCCCUGGACCCCCACCUGCCGCAGUGGAGAUGGCCAUGCAGAUUCAGAGGGCAGCUGAGACGCAGCGUCAGAUGGCCCACGUACAAAUUUUUCAAAGGCCGAUGCCCCAGCACCCGAUGCCCCAGAUGACUCCCGUGGCCCCCAUGGGUAUGAACCCACCCCCCAUGGCCAGAGGUCCUGGUGGGCAUUUGGAGUCAGGAAUGGGGCCCACAGGAAUCCAACAGCAGCCACCCUGGGCCCAGGGCGGAAUGCCUCAGCCCCAGCAGCUACAGUCUGGGAUGCCAAGACCAGCCAUGAUGUCUGUGGCCCAGCAUGGUCAGCCCUUGAACAUGGCUCCUCAGCCAGGAUUGGGCCAGGUAGGUGUGAUGGCUGCUUUCAUCAAGCAGCGGGCUGCCAAGUAUACCAACUCAAAUCCACAGCCUCUUCCGGGGCAGCCGGGCAUGCCGCAGGGCCAGCCAGGGCUGCAGCCACCCACCAUGCCAGGUCAGCAGGGAGUCCACUCCAGCCCAGCCAUGCCGAACAUGAACCCCAUGCAGCCGGGCGUGCAGAGGGCUGGCCUGCCCCCGCAGCAGCCCCCACAGCAGCUUCAGCCACCCAUGGGAGGAAUGAGCCCCCAGGCUCAGCAGAUGAACAUGAACCACAACACCAUGCCUUCACAGUUCCGAGACAUCUUGAGACGACAGCAGAUGAUGCAGCAGCAGCAGCAGCAACAGGGAGCAGGUCCGGGCAUAGGCCCUGGAAUGGCCAAUCAUAACCAGUUCCAACAGCCCCAGGGAGUUGGCUAUCCCCCGCAGCAGCAGCAGCAGCAACAGCGGAUGCAACAUCACAUGCAACAGAUGCAACAAGGGAAUAUGGGACAGAUGGGCCAGCUUCCCCCAGCAUUGGGCGCUGAUGCUGGAGCCAGCCUGCAGGCUUACCAGCAGCGACUCCUCCAGCAGCAGAUGGGGUCCCCUGCGCAGCCGAACCCCAUGAGCCCUCAACAGCAUAUGCUCCCAAACCAUGCCCAGUCCCCACACCUACAAGGCCAGCAGAUCCCAUCUUCUCUCUCCAAUCAAGUGCGUUCUCCCCAGCCUGUCCCUUCUCCGCGGCCUCAGUCCCAGCCUCCCCACUCUAGCCCUUCCCCAAGGAUGCAGCCUCAGCCUUCUCCACACCAUGUGUCCCCACAGACCAGCUCCCCGCACCCUGGACUGGUAGCUGCCCAGGCAAACCCGUUGGAGCAAGGGCACUUUGCCAGCCCAGACCAGAAUUCGAUGCUUGCUCAGCUCGCUAGCAAUCCAGGCAUGGCAAACCUCCAUGGUGCAAGCGCCACGGACCUGGGACUCAGCACCGACAGCUCAGACUUGAAUUCAAACCUCUCACAGAGUACACUAGACAUACACUAG